Molecule: messenger RNA, 12217 nt
Organism: Limanda limanda (common dab)
Lineage: Eukaryota; Metazoa; Chordata; Actinopteri; Pleuronectiformes; Pleuronectidae
Gene: smg1
Product: SMG1 nonsense mediated mRNA decay associated PI3K related kinase
Exons: 64
Coding region: 127-11088 (3653 amino acids)
Biological process (GO): phosphorylation; nuclear-transcribed mRNA catabolic process, nonsense-mediated decay
Cellular component (GO): nucleus
Molecular function (GO): protein binding; protein serine/threonine kinase activity
Source: RefSeq, a predicted model, not a curated record
UCAGCUAGCGAUAACGCCGAAUUGCUAACCUUUUCGCUAGACUUGACUAAAAACAAUAGUGAAAAGUCAUCUUUAGGAUAGACACGGUAACUGCUGCCAGCGGGUCAUGCAGCUCUCUCAAAGGUAAUGAGCCGUAAAACUCCAGGGUCUCGGCUCAGCGGCGCCCACAAACUGCAGCCACAGUGGAAUGACUGGGAGGCCAGAGUUGACAGCGUGUCAUCCAGCCAGGACGGAGUGAAGUCCAAAGAACUUGGUUCAGAAGUGUUGUAUGACGCAUUACCCUCCAGCUUCCCUAAACUGCCUGCAGUGCCCAGUGAUGCCUACAAUGCUGAAGAUCAAUACCAGGAAGAAGGUGGAUAUGAAGCUGCUCAAGGUGUCUGUGAUACUGCUUUUGGUUGGAAGUCGCUGGGGCAAGAGUUGAGGCCUAAUGACGUGACAACGGAUUUGACUCCUUUUCAGCAUGGAAACCGUGCUUUAGCUUCAAAGGAAAUGAGGAAAUCACAGGACAGAGGUGCUCACUCAGAGGAGUCUCGGCUGGCCAACAUCCUGCGCCGCAUCUCCAGGGAGGACGAUCGGGACCGCAGGCUGGCCACCCUCAAACAGCUGAAGGAGUUCAUCAACCAUGGAGAGAGCAAAGUGACCCUGGUCAAACAGUUGGACAACAUCCUCAGCAUCUUGAAUGACAUAUUGAAUGAGAGCAGUAAGCUCCUGUGGGAGUUGCGACAGGAAGCAGCAGCUUGCCUUGGGCUCCUCUGCACAGUGCUCAGCUACGAGGCUGAGCGCAUCUUCAAGUGGCUCUUUAUCAAGUUAACCUCAAGCGGCCGUGACGAGGUUAAGUUGUUGUACCUGGUGGCAGCACAGCAUGCUUUGGAGGCUGCUGGAGAGAGGAAGGCCUUCUCUCAUGUCAUGCAGCUGGUGAUGAGCAACCUGCAGUCCAUCCUGGAAAAUGUGGACACACCAGAGCUGCUUUGUCAAAGUGUAAAGUGUAUUCUUCAGGUGGCUCGCUGCUACCCCCAUGUCUUCAGCACCAACUUCAGGGACACAGUGGACAUCUUGGUGGGCUGGCAUAUUGACCACACACAGAGGCAGGCACUCACUCAGCAAGUCUCAGGCUGGUUACAAAGUCUGGAGCAAUUCUGGGUGGCAGACUUGACCUUUUCCACCACCUUGCUGGGACAGUUCUUGGAGGACAUGGAGGCAUAUGCAGAGGAUUUGAGCCAUGUGGUGUCAGGCGAGGUACUGGAUGAAGACAUCCCCCCUCCCUCAGUGUCUCUACCUAAGCUGGCAGCACUACUCAGGGUUUUCAGCACAGUGGUCCGCAGCAUCGGAGAGCGAUUCAGCACCUUCCGAGGUCCACCCAUCACUGAAGUCUACGUCACAGAUGUUCUGAAUCGGGUUCUGGCCUGCGUGACCAUGGCUAAGCAGGUGCAAUUCUCUGAGGCAGUUCUCACAGCAGGAAACGAAUGUGUGGGUGUGCUGCUGGCCAGUGUGGAACCCUGUGGUCAGCUGAUGGAGGCAGUCCUAACUUAUGGGCUAGACCAGCUGGACUGCUGCCAUGCCUGUGGAACAGACUAUAGUCUGGCUGUGCUUAGCCUUCUCACUCUGAUUGUGGACCAAAUCAACACUAAGUUGCCUGUGUUCUUUGUUGAGAAGUUGUUGGCACCUGACUCCCAUUUGCUGAAUCUGCGCUUUCACCAAGAGAAAGAGGUGAUGUCAGCUGUUCAUGGUGUGUACCAGGUACUGCUUGGCCUGAAAAACAUUCCAACACUGGAGGCAGCUUAUAAAAUGGUAUUGGGUGAGAUGGCAUGUGCCCUAUCCAACCUGAUGGUAAGCCUGGGACCCACUGGUUGGGACCAGGUGCAAGAUAACCCAUGUCCCACCAUCCAGCACCCCGCUUUUGCUUCCCUCGCCCUACCGCUGGAAAAGGCAGAGUUCUCCCUCAUCUUCAACCUCAGCACCCUCACCACCAUUGGCAACACCAAGAACUCGCUCAUUGGGAUGUGGGCUUUGUCCCCUACUGUCUUCGCUCUUCUCAGUCACAAUCUGAUGCUGGUUCACUCUGAGUUAGCUGUCUACUACCCUGCAAUCCAGUAUGCUGUACUCUACACCCUCUUCUCCCACUGCACAAGACACGACCAUUUCAUCUCAUCCAGCCUGUCAUCAUCUUCUCCCUCCCUGUUCGAUGGCGCCGUCAUCAGUACCGUGACAACAGCGACUAAGAAACAUUUCAGCACACUGCUAACCCUUCUGGGAGGUCUACUGUCAAAGGAGCACCUCUACCACGAGGCCAGGAGGCUACUACUGACCUGGGCUCAGGAAAUCUCUGUGCUGAUGAAGAAGUCAGACACUAACAGCCCCCUUUUCUCCCUGCCCUCCUUCAACAAGUUCUGCAGGGGCCUACUGGCUAACGCUCUUAAUGAAGACCAAAGUAUUUGCCUUCAGACCUGCCACAGUUUACAGGUCCUUUCUUCGUCUCUAUCCACUGAGAUGCUGCAGAGAUGUGUGGAUGUGUGCAGAGUGCAGUUGGUCCACUCAGCUGUUAGGGUGAGGCAGGCCUAUGGAAAGCUGCUCAGGACAAUCCCCCUUGAUGUAGCUCUUAGUAACCACAGCCAAUCUGAGAUGAGGGAAAUUUCACUGGCAAUCCGCCAGCACAUGAGCCAAGCCCCAAGCAGCACCUUCCACCCCCAGGACUUCAGCGACCUCAUCAGCUUCAUCUUAUAUGGAGUUCUGCACCGUGGAGGGAAAGAUCCCUGGAUGGAACGUCUAUACUACAGCUGUCAACGGCUUGAGAAACGGGAUGCCAGAGGAGGUGUGAAUGGCAGUAGGCCAGGUGUACUGCCACGGGCACUGCUGAAAUCUGAGGUGGUGCUGUGGCAAUGGGCAGUGUGGGAGGCUGCGCAGUUCACUGUACUUUCUAAACUUCGAACGCCGCUGGGCCGAGCUCAGGACACUUUUCAGACCAUUGAAGGUAUGAUCCGGAGCCUGGCUGCCCACAGUCUGAACCCAGAGCAGGACAUUGGAGCAUGGGCUGCUGCCGGAAGUGAUGGCGAUGGUCACCACUCCAAUCAGUUACGCCUCGCUUUGCUGCUUCAGUACCUGGAGAACCUGGAGAAGCUAAUGUACAAUGCUUAUGAGGGCUGUGCCAAUGCUCUCACGGCCCCACCAAAGGGUAUUAGGACAUUCUUCUACACCAACCGUCAGACCUGCCAAGAUUGGCUGACAAGGAUUCGCUUGGCACUGAUGAGGGUUGGUCUCCUGUCUGGUCAACCGGCAGUUACCAUUCGUCAUGGCUUUGACCUGCUUACAGAGAUCAAAAACAGUAGCACCCAGGGUCCAGAGGUGGAGAUUCCUCUGACAUUAUUGGUGGAGGCUCUGUGUGAGUUGCGAUGUCCUGAGGCCAUCCAGGGCCUGGCAGCCUGGAGCCUCUUCACCAAUGGCAGGAGUCUGAGUUGGCUAUCGUCAGUCGCUCUGCAGGCUGAGGGACGAUUUGAGAAGGCAGCUCUGGAGUAUCAGGAUCAGCUUUCGGCGGCUACAGGGAUGGACUGCAGCAUAAAAAGCUCUGAAUGCUGCCUGCUCAAACUUUCCAGCGACACAAGCAGCCCCAAGCACAGCAGCAAUGGUGACAGCAGGAAGACUGUAUUGCUGAAAUCCAGUGAGUGUUCUCCUGAGGUGAUCAACUUCCUGGCCAACAAAAUGUGUCAGUGUUAUGUGGCUCUCAGUGAUUGGACCUCGGUUAAGGAGUGGCAGGCCACUGUCAAUGCCCUCAAACAGAACUCCACCAACCCCAUCAGCAUCAACCUUAGGACAGAUUUCAACUACAUUCAGGCUCUGUGCCGCUUUGAGGAGGGAGAUCUGGCGCAGUGUGGGGCUCAAUUGGAGCUGCUGCCUGGAGAGGACUACAGUUCACUCGGCAACAAGGAUAAGCUGGAUUUGAAGAGGCUUCUGCCCUCCAUGAGUCCAGAUCCAACUGAGCUGCAGAGAGCAAUUGAGGUGCAGCUUCUUCGAAGUGCUGUAAGUGCCAUGUCAAAAGCCAAUCAACAGCAGGAGCAGAGAACAACAGCCAGUCCAGACACAUUGGUGCGCUGCCUGAAACAGACCGGACGAAUCUGCUUGGGUCCUCUUCGCCUGUCCACCCUCACUCUGUCUGAUGCCCUGCCUACGCUACCCACCCUACAACUGCACUGCACUGCCACCCUGGAGAACACCCUCACUGGACAAGAAGACUGUGUAAUUCCUCUAUGCAGUGAGGUUCUGAGCUCCUGUAAGCAACAGGACAUCCAGCCUUUCCUUCAGGCCCUCCGAUACACCACGUUCCAGAGACAACUCCUCCAGAAACUCAAAGGUUACUCUUCCUCUAUAGAUGGCCACCUUGUGGAGCUUUGGCUGACAGCUGUAAAAUUUGCCCGGAAGAAAGGUAACAUUUCCCUGGCGUCCCGUCUGCUGAGCCAGUGCGCUGGUGGAACACGAGAGGAGAAGCCACAGGAUGAAUUGAGCCAGACCUUCAGGCGCCUUACUCUUGAGGGCACUCUAGGAGAAAAAUGGGGAGCAGAGCUGCAGAUUGAAAAAGCCAAAGUCCUGAGAACUGCAGGACAGUCCAUGACAGCCAUGGAGAUGCUGAGCGGGGCUGCUCUGUCCUACUGUCAUGUAGAGAAGAAUGAAGGUGCUGCGUGCCGCUCACUACUGACACUCUGCAAAUGGCUGUUGGCCGACUGGAAGGACAUGACACCUCAGCUUAAACAGGUGGUAAAGAAGUCAGGAACAGUAAACUCAUCCAAUGCUGUCAGCAGCAUGUCACUUCUGAGCCGGAAUAUCUCUGCUCUGCUUGAACUUCCCCUCGAGGACCAAGGCAUUCCCCACAUCAUCACUGAGACCUCAGUGAGUGUGGGUGUUGGUGAGGCAGACUUUGUGUUGGGCCAACUCUACCAGCUCUCUACCAGCCUGGCUCCAGAGGUGGCCAAGUCCUGGGCAGCCCUGGCUAGCUGGGCUUACCGUUGGGGCAGGAAGGUGGUGGAUAAUGCCAGCCAAGGGGAAGGAUUGCCUCUCUUAUCAGAGGAAAAGAAGGAGGUAGAAGAGCUGCUACCAGAAACCACUAGCGAAGAAGACAAGGAAACCAUCUUUGGUAUUCUGGGACAGGCUAUGUGUCGUCCUACAGGCAUACAGGACGAGGACAUGGCUCUACAGCAGGAGGACAAUGAGGACGACAUGGUAGAUGUAAUCUGGCGGCAGCUGACUGCUUCAUGUCCCUGGCUUGGGGAGGUGGGCCAACCUGUCACAGAUGGUCUGAUCCGUGUUUGGAGACGGGUUGUGGACCGCAUCUUUGGCCUGUAUCGGGUCUCCUGCCAAGCCUAUUUCACCUUCCUGAAGCUGAAUGCUGGACAGAUCCAUAUAGAUGAGGAUAACCCUAAACUCCUGCUGUCCUAUCACAACAGCAAACAGAGCAAUGACGAUGUGAUUGUCAUGGCAACCCUGCGUCUCCUUCGUCUGCUGGUGAAACAUGCUGGUGAACUGAGGGAAGGGCUUGAGCUUGGCUUGGCCUCUACCCCUACAGCUCCCUGGAGGGGUAUCAUCCCCCAGCUGUUUUCCCGUCUCAACCAUCCAGAGACAUACAUCCGACAGAGUAUUUGCAGCCUGCUAUGUCGAGUGGCCAAGGACUCCCCACAUCUUAUCCUCUACCCAGCUAUUGUGGGCUCACUAUCCCUCGGAGGCGAGGGUCAGAGUGCAGGGAGCAAAUUACCAUCAGCGCUGCCGACUUUCCUGGGAAGCAUGCCGGGAGAGGGCCUGGGUGGUGAGGAGGAGGAGCAGCCAGAGGGUGUUGGACAAGGGGGAGAUCCAGACGAGCUGGCGACCUUUUGCUCCAGUCAAGAUCAAGCCAUGAUGCAAGACUGUUACAGCAAGAUCGUGGAAAAGCUGUCCUUUGCCAACCCUACCAUGGUGCUUCAGGUCCAGCAGCUGGUGGCUGAACUGCGGAGAGUUACGUUACUGUGGGAUGAAUUGUGGCUGGGUGUGUUACAACAGCAACACAUGCAUGUCCUGCGCAGAAUCCAACAGCUGGAGGAUGAGGUCAAGAGGGUGCAGAACAACAACACACUACGCAGGGAUGAAAAGAUUGCCAUUAUGCGUGAGAAGCACUCUGCUCUGAUGCGUCCCGUGGUUUUUGCCCUGGAUCACGUCUGCAGCAUAACAGCAGCUCCAGCCGAGACACCACAUGAGACCUGGUUCCAGCAGACUUACGGUGAUGCCAUCACUUCUGCCCUGGAGCGCCUGAGAAACCCUGCCAACCCUGCAAACCCUGCCAGCAGCUGGAUUCCCUUCAAACAGAUCAUGAUGAGCCUCCAGCAGCGUGCUCAGAAGAGAUCCAGUUAUCUGCUUCAUCUGGAUGAGAUCAGUCCUCGCCUGUUGUCUAUGACCACAACAGAGAUGGCGCUGCCGGGCGAGGUGUCUGCAUCAGAUGCUGUCACCAUACAGAGCGUAGGCAACACCAUUACCAUCCUGCCCACCAAGACAAAGCCAAAAAAACUCUACUUCCUUGGAUCAGAUGGAAACAACUACCCUUACCUUUUUAAAGGAUUGGAGGAUUUGCAUUUGGAUGAGCGCAUCAUGCAGUUCUUGUCGAUUGUCAACACAAUGUUCACCAAGAUCAACCAGCAGGAGCAGCCGCACUUCCAUGCCUGCCACUACUCCGUCACCCCCCUUGGAACCCGAUCAGGACUAAUCCAGUGGGUGGAUGGAGCCACACCACUCUUUGGCCUCUACAAGCGCUGGCAGCAGAGGGAGGCCGUGCUGCAAGCUCAGAAGACCCAUGACUCAUUUCAGCAGCAGCCAGUGCCUCCGGUUCCCCGCCCCAGUGAGCUGUACUACAGCCGCAUUGGGCCAGCACUGAAGGCAGUGGGGCUCAGUCUAGAUGUGACACGACGAGAAUGGCCUCUUAGCGUCAUGAAGGAGGUGCUGAAAGAGUUAAUGGAGGCCACACCCUCAAACUUGCUGGCCAAGGAGUUGUGGUGUUCUUGCACCACACCCAGUGAGUGGUGGAGGGUCACUCAGUCCUACGCCAGAUCUACUGCUGUCAUGUCAAUGGUAGGAUACAUCAUUGGCCUGGGGGACCGUCACCUUGACAAUGUGUUGAUUGACAUGACCACUGGAGAGGUGGUCCACAUUGACUACAAUGUAUGCUUUGAAAAAGGAAAGAGCCUGCGGGUGCCAGAGAAGGUCCCAUUUCGGAUGACCCACAACAUUGAGACUGCCUUGGGAGUCACUGGGGUGGAGGGUAUCUUCAGGCUGUCCUGUGAACAGGUAGUUCAAAUGAUGCGUCGUGGCAGAGAGACCCUACUGACACUGCUGGAGGCCUUCGUCUAUGAUCCUCUUGUUGACUGGACUGCUGGGGGUGAAGUAGGCUUUGCUGGUGCAGUUUAUGGAGGAGGAGGACAACAGGCUGACAGCAAGCAAAGCAAGAGGGAGAUGGAGCGAGACAUCACACGCUCUCUUUUCUCCUCCAGGGUGGCUGAGAUUAAGGUCAACUGGUUUAAGAAUCGAGACGAGAUGCUGGCAGUGCUGCCACAAGUGGAAGAAGCUGUGGAGGAGUAUUUGGUCCUGCAGGACUUACUCUGCCAGGGUGAAAAACUACAAACUAAACUGCGGGAGGAGAUUGCCUUCCUUGAGGGAGCAGAGAACCAUCCGGACCAUCUCAUCCUCACCCUGGAGAAAAGAUAUUCUGAACACAAUCAGCUGCAGUCACGGCAGCGGACUGUGCAGGAGGCCAUUCAGAGCAAGCUGGCAGACCUGGACCAGUGGAUCUCACAGUACCAAGCAGCAUUCAACAACCUAGAGGCCACCCAACUAGCCAGCCUGCUGCAGGACAUCAGCAAUCCCAUAGAUCUCGGUCCUCCUAGCUAUGUGCCAGCUACAGCCUUCCUACAGAAUGCAGGCCAGGCCCACCUGAUCAGCCAGUGUGAGAGCCUUGAGGCAGAGUUGAGCUCCUUCCUGCAGCAACGCCGUGUGGCACUUCGUGGCUGUCUGGAGCAGCUGCACAGCUAUGCUACAGUGGCUUUGUUGUACCCACGGGCUACCCUUUUGCGCCAUCGGGUCCAUCAGUGGAAGACCUGGUUAGAGGAGCUACUAAGAGACAUGACAGUGGAGGACUGCCAACACGUAUAUAGACAAUAUGAGGUGUUGUUUGCUCCUCAGCCUCCUGCAGCCUCCUGCCAGUUUCUGUCCAAUGUAGAGUUGACUUUGCAGCACCAAGUGGCUGACACCAAUGAAUGUGUGAUACACCAAGCAGAGCAACUGAAGGCUGAUGGGACAACUGCAGCAGACUGUGAGGAGCAGCUACAGGAAAUUGAACACUGUAUCACAGUCUUCCUUCUGGAGAAUGGAGAGCCAGGUUCCCUCAGCUUGGCUGGAAUCAUCACCUCUGCCCUCUGUACACUCUGCAGGCGGAACCUGGUGAUGGAGGGAGCAGCAGCCAGUGCUGGAGAGCAGCUGAUAGACUUGACAUCUCGGGAUGGGGCAUGGUUUUUGGAGGAGCUCUGCAGUAUGAUUGGAAAUGUCAGUGCCCUAAUAACACUGCUACAGCGCUGCCCACUCCUGCCCCAUGACCUGGAACUGCCUGCACCUUCAGCUACCACGCAGGCUGUGUACCUGGCCAACUCUGUGUACACCUGCUUACAGGAACUGAACACCAACUUCCAUCAGAUUAUCUUUCCAGAGGCUCUGCACUGUAUGAUCAAAGGGGAGCCCACUCUGGAGUCCAUGUUGGCAGAACUGGAGCAACUGGUUGAGCAGAGCUCUGAUGGUCUUGGCCUGCAGGGUUUGGCAGACAGUCUUCAGGCCACCACAAGCAUCGGCCAUGAUGGGCACAACCACUGCUUCCACAUCUCCAGAAUGUUGCGUGCUCAGUACUCUGAGCUGAUUCAGCCUCGUAGUAUGGAUGGAGCAGGCCAGGAGACACCAAAGAUGUCAGCGGGUCAAAUGUUGUUGGUGGCCUUUGAUGGCAUGUUCACCCAGCUAGAGACUGCCUUUGGACAACUCACAGAGAAGCUGAGUUCUUUUGAAGUUCCGUCAGCUUGGAGGAAGGUGGAUGUUCUGAGGGAGGCUCGUACCACACAGCUCCAAUUCUUUGAUAGCCUGAAUCAGCGGCAGCUGAUGGAAGAGAUGUUCUUCCUCAAGAGACUACAAACCAUCAUGGAUUUCUUCAGGCUGUGUUCCUCCUUUGCUCAGACUCUGUCUGGUACAUGUCCCUCAGCUGAGGACCUUUUGCCUACAAAUGGACCAGUUGGUUUGGGUAAUCAACUUUACCAGCUGCUCGGUUCAAGAGGGUCAGGUUUGGCAGUGAUGAGUGAGGAACAGAUGACCCGCCCCAUCAAAGCCUUCACAGCGGAGUUUGUUCGGCAUAUGCUCAUGGGUCUGCCCAGUCAAGCCCUCGGUCUGGCCCUGUGUAGCACUGUGUCUGCCCUCGGCCUAGACGUUGUCACUCAGGUGGAGGCAAAAGACUUUGGCACAGAGAACAUGGUGUCUCUAGAUGAGCUGUGUAAGAAGGCAGUGGAGCAGAACCUAUCCUCAGGCCGAGUCUCCCAGCUGCUGCUGAACAGAUCCACAGUACUGGCCUCCUCCUACGACACAGCUUGGAAAAAAGUGGACCUGCUGAGGAGAUUAGAUGCUAACCUGGAGGCCGCCAAGGCCAGCCUGCAGAGGAGCCAGCUGCACAUUGCCAUGUUCCAGUGGCAGCAUGAAGAUGUUCUGAGCCCCAAUAAUCAGCCAAUUAGUGUCAGCAUUCCUCCCCGUUCUAUCAUCCUCAGCAAUAUGAAGAAGAAGCUGUACAAGCUCAGUCAGGACGAGGGAGCAACCCUCACCAUUCAGGACAAGCUGGCAUCUCUGGAGGCUAGCAUUGAGCAGCGUCUGAAAUGGGCUGGUGGAGCCAACCCAGCAUUAGCCCCUGUUCUGCAGGACUUUGAGAUGACCAUCCGGGAGAAACGUGGCAUUGUUGCCAGAGAGAACCAGCGCACCAGCCAGGUCACCUUCCUGUGCUCUACCAUCCUGAACUUUGAAGGCCUUAGGAUUCGAUCUCCCGAGGCCCUAAACAUGGAUGCAGCGCUGUUUGAGCUGCUGAAGCGCUGCCAACAAACCUGCUCCUAUGCUGCUCAGUUUAGCAAUGCAGUGUCUCCUCUAGAGCUCCAUCUGCUACACAGACUGAAUCCACCGCUGGACCUGCCCAUAGGCAGUUCUGAUUGGCUGAGCUGUGCCCAGAGGCAGCUGGAGGAGGAGCUGAGCGUUCAGCAGAGAACUCAAGAGGAGCGAGACCAGCAGCUAGAGUCCUGUGGAGAUGCACUGCAGCUCCUGAUUGACUCCAUUAAAACCAUUCUGUCCAACCACAACCGCCAACUAGCUGAUGUCAAACACCUGUUGAGAGCCAUGGCUAAGGAUGAAGAGGCAGCAUUGGCAGAAGGGGAAGAGGUGACAUAUGAGGGAAGUGUGCGUCACUUCCUUUUAGAGUACAAAGCGUGGCAGGACAACAUCCAGCUGGUUUUAUUCACAGUGGUCCAGGCCAGUGGGCAGCCUCGCAACCAGGAGCAGCUUGAACUGCUGGAGGAGAUCCCUGCUACCCUGAAGGAACUGCACUCCCAGAGCCAGAGUGUGUAUAACGGCUUGGUGGGCUUUGCUUCCCCACUGGUGACGGAUAGAGACAGUGAAUGUGCCAGUCCUGUUUCUGCAGCACAGACGAGCUUUGCAGCAGCUGUUAGGUGCAGUGUGGUGAAGACCCAGCCAGACUCAAUGUCCCAGAAUGCACGUAAGGGUCUGCCACGCAACCUUGGAACCCCCACUGACACCCCACCCAGCACUCUGCUAAUGAACUGCAAAGGCCUCAAUCCCAGCCCCAAGAGAGCUGUACGAGACCCGAAAACAGGACGAGCUGUCCAGGAGAGGAACUCUUAUGCAGUCAGUGUGUGGAAGAGAGUGAAAGCCAAGCUGGAAGGCAGAGACAUCGAUCCCAACAGGAGGAUGAGCGCCACAGAGCAGGUGGACUUUAUCAUCAGAGAAGCCACAAACAUGGACAACCUGGCUCAGCUGUAUGAGGGCUGGACUGCUUGGGUGUGAACGCUGCACUGCUUCAUGUCUUUGGUCCAGCGAAGGCUUGGAGAUCCACCAGAGUCCAGCGGGUCUAGGGUGUUGGAACAGCAGCACCGGGCCACACGGGGGAGGAAAUGGGAAGUGGAUGAUUAGUCUGCCCUCCCAAACUCCUGGGCACCCUAACUGGGGAAGCGACCUCGUAGCACUGCUGCAACCACACUCCCCCAACCAUCGGCGAUCGGGCUACCACAAUGCUUAGUGGGCCUGCAGCCCCACCUUCCUUUCUGGGGUUUGACAGAGCAAAGCAGUGCUGAAUGGGGGAGGGGGGAAGGAGGGAAAAGGCCUCCUUACCCUCGACCUGGAGAUACCUUCCCCCCUCACCUGCAUAGCUCACUAUCAAGUUGUACCCAUAAACAUCACUACAUCCUGUGGAGCCAAUCAAACACCAACUGAUGGCAGGAUGAAGCAGGAAGUGAGUUGUUUCCCUCUGAAGCACACAGCUGAUGCGCUGUGGGUGGGACUUUACCGGGACUAAAGCUCAGAUGGAUGGGGCAUUUGAUUUUCUCGUAUCUUUUCAUCAAUGGCAGUGGGAUUCUGAUUGGUCAGUGGGUGAUACAGAACGGUAUAAAUUAUGAGAAUGUAGGUUGAACAGCAUCCCCAAGGCUACAUGGGAACCCACCUGAAAUCAGCAGAAAUUUAAGUAGAAAACAAUAAUCAAACCAUACUUUGAUUGAACAGUGAAGACUUUGACACAUCUCUGAAUGUCACUGAUUUAAAGAUGAACUGGAAUUGUUUUCUCAGGAGAAUUAUUUGAACUAUGGGUGAAAGAGAGCAUCCUGUCAUUUGAAAUGUUUCUGGAUGACUCAUCUGAGUCUGGAAGGGACACGUAAAAGGUGAAGGACCUUGAUCUGACACUUUUUCAGUAUGCAUCUUUGGUCUUUUGUAACUAUCUUCAGUCAUCUUUAGACCUAUAGUAGACUCUGGCCGUUGCUGACCUCAUGUAUUCACUCCCCACCCCUCAUGCUUGCGUUUUUAGUAACUUUCUAAUUUUACAUUUUUAGUGGGAGAAAUUAUGUUUUUGGUGAUGGUACAAAUUGUUAAUUCUUAAAGCUUUUAGUCAAUUUUGUUGGAUGCCAAAUAAACAUGGAACUGAGAA